GAAAAGGAACAAUGUUGUGCAGUAUAAGAAAUUGCAUACCGUCUGUGGUGAGACGUAUUUCAUUAUUUCGUCAGAAUAAUAAACGGUAUGAGAUAAAUAAUAAUAGUGAAUUUGUGAAUAAGGUGAUGAACGGCACUGUGCCAGUUAUAGUCAAUUUUCACGCAGAUUGGUGCGAUCCUUGUAAGAUAUUGACACCUAAGUUAAUAGAACUUAUAGAGCCUAUGGAUAAGUUAGAUUUAGCUAUAGUUGACGUAGAAGAGAAUCCUGAAUUGGUACACGUCUUCGAGGUAAAAGCUGUACCUGCAGUAAUAGCGAUUUCAAAUGGCCUAGUCGUAGACAAAUUUAUCGGUUUAGUCAAUAACGAGAUGAUAAAGAAUUUAAUACAAAAACUAACGCACGAAGGACCAAUAACUACGGAAAGUAACGAUACUAAGUCCUAGUCAUGGCAGUAUAGCAAAUUAUAUAUAAAAUACACACUUUAUGCUUCCAUUUCUCUCUAUCAAUUAAAUGUAUUUUCAUACUUGUAGAGAGAAUGUAACAUUUCAAGCUAUUUCGUCCAAGAAU
Cyphomyrmex costatus is the source of this 564-nucleotide messenger RNA. RefSeq names its product thioredoxin, mitochondrial. The transcript has a single exon. Gene Ontology annotation, biological process: cell redox homeostasis. Bases 12 to 440 code for a protein of 142 amino acids. The record is from RefSeq and is a predicted model, not a curated record. NCBI's taxonomy places the organism in Eukaryota, Metazoa, Arthropoda, Insecta, Hymenoptera, Formicidae. Gene Ontology annotation, cellular component: mitochondrion.